Messenger RNA from Perkinsus marinus ATCC 50983, 150 nucleotides. RefSeq lists its product as hypothetical. Gene Ontology annotation, molecular function: orotate phosphoribosyltransferase activity. The transcript has a single exon. NCBI's taxonomy places the organism in Eukaryota, Perkinsozoa, Perkinsida, Perkinsidae. Gene Ontology annotation, biological process: pyrimidine nucleotide biosynthetic process; 'de novo' pyrimidine nucleobase biosynthetic process; pyrimidine ribonucleoside biosynthetic process. The annotation marks the transcript as partial. The record is from RefSeq and is a predicted model, not a curated record. Gene Ontology annotation, cellular component: cytoplasm.
UUGAUCGACGAUGUUAUUACUGCGGGGACUGCCAUUAGUGAGAGCGUACAGUUGCUGGGGCAAUUUCCUGAAUGCAAAUUGGUGGGAGUAAUAGUAGCGUUGGAUCGGCAGGAGAAGGCAACUGCUGAGGCGAGCCAAAGCGCCGUACAG